This is a messenger RNA of Cladocopium goreaui, 683 nucleotides long. NCBI's taxonomy places the organism in Eukaryota, Dinophyceae, Suessiales, Symbiodiniaceae. The record is from the annotation of a GenBank genome assembly.
AGGCAAUGUCGACGUUGCAAGACCUUUACAAUGUCCAGGCUAGCAGUUUCCUGCAAGCGAAUGAGCCUGAAGGUUUGGGUGCCUACAAACCCAGCGGCUCUGGCAGCAAAGUCAUCACCAUGCUACAACAGUUGAUCAAGGAUUCUGAGGUUAUGGCGGCAGAAGCCAGAGAAGCUGAACAAACCUCUCAGGAAAGUUUAGAAGCAUUCGCUUCAGAAACGAACAAAGCCAUCAAGACCAAGAAGGACGGAAUUUCCAAGCAAACGAAACAGCGCGGGAUGAAGGUGGUUUUGCUGGCUGAAACAUCAGAAGCAAAGCACUUGACCUCCGCGGAGAUGACGCAGUUGCAGAUGGUUAAAGAACGACUUCACGAAAGCUGUGAUUUUCUCUUGUCUCAGUUCGAUGUGCGACAGAAGGCACGGGCUGAUGAGAUUGAGGCAUUGAAGAAAGCAAAGUUGACGCUGGCAGGUGAUUGAACACAUAGCUCAAGGUUUCUAAACGAACCUAAGCUUCAAACGUUUGAACAACUUGGAAGACCACAGAUAUCCUGGUCACUUCUUACCUUGGUCGAAAGACAACUGUGGGGUGUUCCCACGACCUGGGUAAGAGCUGCCUUGCGCGUUCCACGAAAAGUGUGCGGCCGGUGCGGCAGUCUUCUCUGGCACAGAUUGCUAAUGUCGCUC